GUCUCACACAUUACAGGAGCUGUCACUGGUAAAAGCAUAGUGAUAUUACAGUUUCUCAUACCUGCAUAGAUUCCAUCCAUUCACCCAUCCAUCCAUUUUCAUCCAUUUAUCCAGGAAUGAAUCAUGGGAGCAGCAGGCCAAGCAUAGCACCCCAGAUGUCCCUCUCACCCAGCAACACUUUCCAGCUCCUUCUGGGGGAUCCCAAGACAUUCCCAAGACAUGGAUUGAUGUUCAUAAAUCAACUAUGUAACUUAUUAAGCCAGAGUAGUGUGAAUGGAUCACUGAACAGGCCAACUGGGCACAAGCCAAGGGGCCCAGAGUGUUAAGGGUCCCCCUGGCCUUCGCCUGCAAAAUGCCACAUACCAACCAGAAAGAGACUCAAAAUUAAUAAUGACGUUUAAGAGACACAAACAACUACAAAACGAGGCAAAACUACCACAAGGAGACACAAAUUUAUGAGACACAAAACCACAAAAAGAUGUAUAAUGACUACAAAGGCACGGAAAACACAAAAAUUAAGAUAAAGCCACCAUAAUGUCUGUGUGUCUUGCCUCUUGGUAGGUGGGGUGGUCAUAAUCACCCCAUGUAGAGUAGUAUAACUAUUAUGAAAUAUUUUAUCUAUUUCACUCAUAUUAUUGUUUUGUGAAGCUAAACCUUUUAUUUAAGAUGCUGAAGUCACCUGUUUAAUGUAAGCUUAUUAUGUAUCUUCAUAGUCUGUCAGUUAUUUUAUUAUUCUUGGAAAGGAAACCCUCACAUAGCCUAUUUAUGCUUAUAUACUGGUAUAUUUUUUUAAGUAAUAAUAAACUUACACAUUUCUAAGUGAGUAAUUCACAGAUGAGUUUGUUAGUUACUAAAGUAUAACAUCAUAACAUAACGAGAGUCCAAAAGUGUUACACAAUCCGUUGGCUUCUUGAAUGCCUCGCGUGUUCCUGUCCCCGGAACCUUCCUUCUCCUUCCUGCUCACCACGAGCGUAUUUUGAUGGAGCACACGGAGAGCGAGGCCAAGGCGAAGUGACACGGCGGGACAUUCAUGUUAAAACGUGAACUGACAGUAGGAGCUGAAAAUUUCCCCUCGAAAAGAAGCGUUUUAAUGUCACCGUGACUAUAAAACAUGUCCGCAACCUAAAUGUUUGUUGUUCUGCGUCAUAAAAAUGUCCAGGAUCUGAAACAAGUUCGUCACCAUUUCAAAGAUGGAAUCCCUCUCCCCAAAUACUGAGGUUCGCCUGGCGGUGGCUCAGUGUUUCCGGACUCUCACUACAUCCACAGAUACCAAAGACAUUAUCUCCGCUCUUCAAACACUCCACUCUUAUUUGGAUGACGGACCAGAGAGUAGAACCACUUCAGUUCAGCGAGCAGAGUUCAGGAGAGCUCACUUCACCCGCACCCUUCAGUUCCUUGUCAGCAACAUCCAGGCUGACUGGUCGGCGAGCCUCACAGCAGCCCAGCGCACAGAGUUAUGGGAUGGCCUGUUCCUCAAAGGCCCUCCAGAGCAGGCGCUGCUGGUGCUGAUGGAGGGAAUAGGAGAGCUGAGAACCAGCACAAACCUGAACCACUUGGUCAGCAUCGCUGUGAAGUUCCUUCAGAGCGGUCGACUCGCCGACCUGCUGUGGUCCUACUGUCUGGAUACAGGUCCCUCUGACUCCCCCCAGCUCAGAGAGACUCUGCUGGGACGUAUUGUGGCGCUGCCGGACCUCACCGCCAACAGGUUACAUCCGAACAACAAGCCCCUUUUUCUCCCUCAGCAGUACUACCCACUGCUGGCAGCAGAGAUGCUCACUGCUCUGGAGCGGACCUGCCAAGCGCUCAAAGAAGGCACAGACUGCUCCCUGACUUUCAUGGCUCAGACACUUGGAAAAGUGUGUAUCCAGGGUCACAGUGGUUUGUUGAUGGCAGUGAUGGCUCCUCGGCUGUCUGCGUACACAUGCUCAGACAUGGUGUGGCAGAGGGUUUGCUGGAAGCUGCUGGAGAACGUUCCCCAGCGAUGGAUGGAGAGCGUGCUCACUGCACUGGUGCAGGCUGUCGCUGGGCCUGAUGCCCUGGGCAGGAUCAUUGGGAAUCUAGUGUUAAGAAAUAAAAAGGCCCAGUUUGUCAUCACUCAUAAACUGCUGUUACUGCAGUACAAAUAUGAGACUCGAGUCUUGAGAAUUGUGCUGGGUUACCUCGCAGCAGACCGGGAGCGAAGGCCACUGCUCAUCCAGGUGUUACGGUCUGUGUCCCAGGCCUGGGCUAACCCCAGUGCAGUGAAGCACACACCUCUAGAGCAGCAGCUGUAUGUCAGCAAGGCCUUACUGCUGAGUGUGAGUCUGCUUAAGGACUCCGAGCUACAGGAGUUACGCUCAGAGUUACUUCAGUGUAUGCUGGGCGGCAUGCAGAGCCACCUGGACAGCAGCGUGGUGCGCAUCAGGCGUAUGGGCAUGGUGGUGGGAGAGUGCCUGAGCGCUCGCAUGGAUAUAAAUAAGACAAAGCUCAAGUUUGAGUACGAUCAGGACGAUGAAACUCAAGAGCUGCUUUCUUUGAUGACUCCUAUUACUGGUGAUGAACCAGAGGCCGAGCCUGAGAACAGAGUCGACUCUCCUCAAGAGACCAAAGAAACAGCUCCAUCUGCUGCGAAUGUAUCAUCUCAGAAUGAGUCAAAAACUGACCCAGACUCCGACCUCGACAGCGACGAUGAGCUCACUCCGUACGAUAUGUCUGGUGAUCAGGAAAUGAGUAAAGCAUCCCCACCUCGCUACCUGCGAGACUGUCUUGAAACUUUAAUUUCCUCAGAGGACUCUGUGCGUGUGGAGCUCAGUUUGAGAGCAGCGGAGGGUUUGGUGAGGAAGAACAUCUUCGCAACCAGAGAGAUCAGUGUCCAGCUGACCAAAGUGCUUCUUCACAUGGAGAAUAAAUACAGCAUAACUGGCUUCCUGAGUCUCAGACAGGCGACUAUGGUGGCACUCACCGUCACUGACUGUAUCCCUGUGACUCAGUAUCUGACCACAGAGUUCUACUCCUUGAACUACAGUCUGCGCCAGCGGCUCGAUAUCUUGGAGGUCCUCGCUCUGGCAGCUCAGGAGCUCUCUAAGCCAGUGUUUGAAAAGAGAAAUCCAUCUGUGGGUGUUGCUGCCAGCACUGAUCUGACUCCAUACCCUGGUGACAACCCUGUUCACUGGCGACAAGUGGUAGAGAAGCGAAUUCAAAGCAAGACAAAACGUCUCAGUAAGGGUGCCACACAACCUCCAGCGAAGGCCAUGCCGAACCGUUACGCCCCUGUUGCUGGACACUUCUUUUUUCCUCUGCUCAGUAAUUAUGACAAACCUCAGGUGACCUUUGAUCUGUUGGGCGGCGACCAUCUUGUACUGGGCCGGUUGAUCCACACCUUGGGCCUCCUCAUGCAUCUAGCAGUCAAUGCACCGAUAGCUGCACAGAUGGGUCAGGCUUUGCUGGACUUUGUGUGGGCGGUGCGCUACCAUGUUGACCAGAUGGUGAGACGAGGCGUCCUCUUCGCUGUUUGCUCGGUGUUUCUGAGCAUGCCCAGUCAAAACCUGCUGCUGGACCUCAGUGAUCAGCUGUUUGAGACCAGAACAUGGCUGGCAGAUGUGGCUGAAGGAGACCCUGAUGCAGAUUGCCGGAGUCUGGCUGUACAGAGUCUGGUGCUGCUGGAUAAGAGCCUGAAGAAACAACUACAAGAUCAACAAGCACUGAGCACGGAGUCAUGAUGAUCACAGCAUCCACGCUGAACAAUGAAACACCGAACGUGUCUCAGAUGUGGGGGAGGGCUCUACUGUACCUCCGCCUCGUCCUCACGGAGCCUGGAGGAUUGAGGUCGAUGGAAGUGAUGCUCCGGAUAUUUGCUGACACGUUUUCAUAUCCUGGAACACACACACAGCCAUCCAGCGGAAAAGGAGGGCACAUGUCUUCUCACGUGUUUGUGAAUGUCUCUCUGCAUGCUUAAAUCAUGCACUCACACGCACAUUGCAACAACCUGUAUUGUUUAGAUGAACAUGUAUAUAAUUUAUGAACAACAUAAAAUAUUGAUUGAAUGGAGAAUAGGAUGCCAUUUUUGUCCACCAAUAAAAAGCAGGUUAUGAGGAUAUCCUUCUCGACCUCUUUCCUGUACUGGCACAUCUCUCUGUACUGUGGUUGUUUGUUUGCAAAGGACAUCCUGUGAAUAUUCACGUGCGUACAUGCAGUGACAGAUAAUGGAAAUACUACUACUACUUCCUCGUGUGACCUGAAUAAAAUGUCUUCAUCUCUAUGUCCACAAACCAUGGAAUAUUUUGAAAUAUACUUUUAUUUAUUACUAAACA
This is a messenger RNA of Epinephelus fuscoguttatus (brown-marbled grouper), 4289 nucleotides long. It is a transcript of the gene telo2, whose product is annotated as TEL2, telomere maintenance 2, homolog (S. cerevisiae). Gene Ontology annotation, cellular component: cytosol. Gene Ontology annotation, biological process: protein stabilization; telomere maintenance via telomerase. NCBI's taxonomy places the organism in Eukaryota, Metazoa, Chordata, Actinopteri, Perciformes, Serranidae. Gene Ontology annotation, molecular function: Hsp90 protein binding; telomeric repeat DNA binding. The record is from RefSeq and is a predicted model, not a curated record. The coding region runs from base 1191 to 3698 and encodes 835 amino acids. The transcript has 21 exons.